AUGGACUUGGUUGACGAAGAUAAGAAAUCUCAACUGGUCCAGGAAUCCAGCGAAGAUGUUCACCCUCCUCGUUCCAAAGCUCAGGUGCUGUUGGAUCGAGUAACUUACGUGCUCACCAAGUGGGGCAUUGAGACUAAUGGGAUACAACCGAUCCCACAAGAGGAACGAACGGACACUAGAUUAUACCAAAUGUUCUUCGUUUGGUUUUCGUGCAACUUGAACGUCUUGUCAUUUGGUACUGGUUCUGCUGGACCAGCGUUCUUUGGUCUGGGUGUACGGGAGUCGCUAAUAAUCAUCCUAAUCGUCGAUCUCGUAUCUUGUAUUUUUCCAGCAUACUUUUCGCUGUUCGGUCCCAAGCUCGGAAUGCGAUCUAUGGUCCAGGCACGUUAUACCUGGGGAUACUAUGGUGCCAUGAUCCCCAGCGCGCUCAAUGUCUUCUCCAUGCAAGGAUUUUUGAUCCUGGAUUGUAUUAUUGGAGGCCAGAUGUUAGCAAGUAUAUCGAAUGGCCACCUGAACGAUACGCUUGGGAUCGUAAUCAUAGGCGUAAUUUCGCUCGUGGUUACUUUCUUCGGUUAUCGUGUGAUACAUUGGUAUGAGAGUAUUGCGUGGAUCCCCAAUGUCGUUACCUUCAUCGUCAUGCUUGGUGUUGGAGGAAAGCAUCUGGUCGUUUCGGGGCCACCCGCCCCAGUAUCUGCGGCAAUGAUCAUUACAUUCGCCACAACAGUUGCGUCCAGUGUUAUCAGCUGGUGUACCGUAACACCUGACUAUGGUGUCUACCAUAUACCCAAUGCUUCAAAAUUCAGAGUAUUCUUGUACACAUACCUCGGAUUUUUCACCGCAAGCAUUGUCUCUCACAUGCUCGGUGCAGCAUUUGCGGCCUCUGCCCUCUCAGAUCCUACGUGGGAAACAGGAUUUGACAAUGGCAACAAUGUUGGUGGCCUUGUUGCAUCUGUUCUCGCACCCGCGGGUGGCUUCGGCAAGUUCUUGGUCGUCUUGAUCGCCCUCUCUAUACCCAGUGCAUGUGCGCCUACAAUGUAUACCUUCGCAUCAAGUCUCAUGACCGUAAACUACUACUUCGCCAAGGUUCCCCGAUACGUACCGAUUCUGUCACUGAUCAUCGUUCUCAGUCUGAUCCCAGUGGGCGUAGUCGGCGCGACACGCUUCUAUGCUACCUUCACCGAUGUCCUCAGUGGGUCCAUCUACCGCGUUGUUUCUGAUAGUCUCUAA
Messenger RNA from Fibroporia radiculosa, 1227 nucleotides. RefSeq lists its product as uncharacterized. Gene Ontology annotation, biological process: transmembrane transport. NCBI's taxonomy places the organism in Eukaryota, Fungi, Basidiomycota, Agaricomycetes, Polyporales, Fibroporiaceae. The record is from RefSeq and is a predicted model, not a curated record. Gene Ontology annotation, molecular function: transmembrane transporter activity. Bases 1 to 1227 code for a protein of 408 amino acids. Gene Ontology annotation, cellular component: plasma membrane. The transcript is spliced from 10 exons.